Molecule: messenger RNA, 741 nt
Organism: Lecanosticta acicola
Lineage: Eukaryota; Fungi; Ascomycota; Dothideomycetes; Mycosphaerellales; Mycosphaerellaceae
Source: the annotation of a GenBank genome assembly
AUGAAUGAAUCAAAGCCGCGUACUGCCGAAAUGGCUGCUCUCCAUGACCAGAUGGACGCACUAUGGACCCGCUAUCUGCACUUCUUGGACGAAUACACCUCCACCCAGGAAACGAUAAAGAAGGAAUUGUCAAGCGGCUUCUUCUCGCUGACUCAAGCCAACUUUCAAUCCGCGGGCAGAAGAUAUGGCCAGGACUACUACGAUGACCGAGCCGUCGCAAGCCUGAGAUUCAGAGUGGUAGAAGACGACGAGCACCAGGCCUUGCAAAUCGUCAAAACGUUGUCAGAGAACACGACCGACGAGACUUCAAACUCAACAAAGCCUGAAAAAGAGGGAGAGGCAAUCGAUGCAACCUCGCGUGCCGGAAACAGGCUUAAAGAAGAGCCAACUCAACUUCUUUCGCCAUCGCCCACUCCCGAGCCAGAGACAGCGGUGCCAGGGGACCACAGUGCUCCACCAGACAACAAGACCGAACAUGGUGACAGUGUAUCUCCAGAUGGGAACAGCGAGUCAAAAGUUGACGUGCAUGAUCCUCUCCGCUGGUUCGGUAUUCUGGUACCACCCACUUUGCGCUCCGCCCAGAAAUCUUUCUCGUCCGCUAUCGGGGAUGAGUGUGGCGUCGCAAAGGCUGUCAACGCCGCCCGUGGUCUACGAGAUGCCGAAGUGCAGAUUCGCAAGCUACGAAAAGUGUUGAAGAAAGCGGAGAGGGGUCUGCAGGGGAAUGGGGAGAGAGAUGAAUGA